Molecule: messenger RNA, 589 nt
Organism: Microtus ochrogaster (prairie vole)
Lineage: Eukaryota; Metazoa; Chordata; Mammalia; Rodentia; Cricetidae
Gene: Ccl17
Product: C-C motif chemokine ligand 17
Biological process (GO): immune response
Cellular component (GO): extracellular region
Molecular function (GO): chemokine activity
Source: RefSeq, a predicted model, not a curated record
GAGGGGACAGGAGGCGGGGAAUGACCUCCAAGGAGGUUAAAUAGGUCACCUCAACACUGGGCACCAAGACAAGCAGAGGGACCCUUGAAGAUCUUCACCUGUGCUUCUGGCACAAUGAUGGCACUCCGGACGCUGCUCCUGGCUGCCCUGCUUCUGGGGACGUUUCUGCAGCAUGCCAGUGCUGCUCGAGCCACGAACGUAGGCCGAGAGUGCUGCCUGAAGUACUUCAAGGGGGCCAUCCCCAUCAGGAGAGUGGUGACGUGGUACAGGACCUCAGCUGAGUGUCGAAGAGAUGCCAUUGUGUUUGUGACUGUCCAGGGCAAGAACAUCUGUUCAGACCCCAAAGACAAACAUGUGAAGAAGGCCCUCAGAUACCUCGGAAGCCUGAAGCCAUAGCCUGUGACCGUCCCCCCCACCCCGGCAGCAUUUGGAGACCCCAGUGUUGGUGUCCACGAUCUCAACUCAAAGCUGCCUGCAUCCAGGGGAGGCCUGAAGAGCACAAGAGAAGCCAUGGAGUGGGAGUCCCUGUCCCCUUUUAUGGACUCAAGUUACAGACUCCAAAAACUCCCAUUAAAGCCCUCCUCCUUUA